AUGGAUAAAAAGAUCAUAGCAGAUGUGUUCUAAAGACAUUUGGAGUAAUUGGUGAGUAGACUCAAUGAGGACGUUCCAGCAAUUUGUAUAUUAUCUGGUAAGGAGGACGGAUCGAUCAAACCGAAGACGAAGGCCUUGUUUGUUUGGCUGUUUGGAUACGACAUGAUUGAGACAGUGUUUUUGGCCACGAAGAAAUAGAUUUUUUACUUGGCAAGUGAUAAGAAACUUCAGAUGAUGGAGGAGACCAAGUAGAAAUUGAGUGGCAAAUUCGAGGUUCAUUUUUACAAGAAGGGGAAUGACAAUCGAGAAUCAUUUGAUAAGAUUCGACAGAAAUUAGGAAAUGUGAAGUUGGGAAUGCCCACUACUGAAAAAUAGGCAGGGAGUUUGGCAGCGGAAUGGUAUGAGUAUAAGGGAUGGUAAUAAAUAGUGGAUGCCAAUUAAUUGAUUAGUGAUGUCUUAGCGGUUAAAGAUGAUUAAGAGUAGGGAUUUAUAUAGCAAUCUUCACAAUUGACUACCCGCCUAUUUAAGAAAUUGAUCAAACAGAUAGAAGAUUCAAUAGAUGUUGGCACAAGAAUCACUCACCAAGACUUGGCCAAGAAAGUUGAGUAAUCUUUGGAAAAUGAUAAGCAAAAAGUCAUGAAAGAGAUCGGAUUGUAAGAUGGUCUCUAUGAUUUUGCAUACACACCAAUAAUAUAGAGUGGAGGCAAUUACUAGUAAGUGGAUGGCCCCAAUAAGGACUAUCUCUCCUCAGAUGUAAUCAUAAUCCAACUUGGUACCUAAGUCAACGAGUAUAACACCAAUUGUAUCCGUACACUCUUUAUAAAUCCCACUGAAAUUUAGAAGAAACUCUAUAAUGCAAUUUUGGAAGUCCAAAGCAAAAUCAUAACAUUGAUGACAAUUGGCGUAUCUCUAAAUGUGGUCUUCAAAGAGUCCCUCCAACUGUUGUAAUACAAAUUGCAGGAACUCAACUUAUAAAAUUUAUAAUUGCCUACCUCCUUUGGAUAUGGAAUAGGACUUGAAUUGAAGGAAUCCUGUUUGACCAUAAACGAAAAAUCCACUCAUGUUGUGACCAAAGGAGAAGUCUAUUUUGUCAAUGUAUCUUUAGAGAAUGUCCAGAACGGAUAAAAAAAUAUCACCUACACAGUUUAAGUAGGCGAUGUGAUUGUAAUCACCAAUGGUGCUACAACCAUCACCACCUAACAAAUUCCUAAGGCUUACAAAUAAAUAUCUUAUUAAUUGUAAGAGGAAGACGAACCUGAAAGAAAACCAGCCCCAGUCUAAACAGAUAAGGAUAAACCCAUACGAGCAAGACCUCGUAAUUAAUAAAUCUAGAUUCAAAGAGAGAAUGAAAAAUAGAGACAGAUUCAUUAGGAGAAGUUAGCCAAGGAUAAAUAAACAGAAUUAGAAUAAAGAUUAGAAUAAGAUCAAUUUGUUUAAAAUCAAUAAGAAGUAAAAGCCUUGGAAUUGGACAAAUUGCUAUGUUACUAAAGACCAGAGCAAUAUCCAAAAGAACUCUAAAAGGGAUAGAUUUAUAUUGACAAUUAAAAGUGUGCUCUUUUGGUACCAUUGAUGGGAACUCAUAUACCAUUCCAUGUAUCUUGUAUAAAGAAUGUGAGUAAAAUUGAUGAGGGCAAGAUGGGAUCAUCAAUCAGAAUUAACUUCUUCACUUCAGAGACUACAGCUGGAUAGAUUCAGUUUCCAAAGGUUGAUGGUGAAACCAUAUUCAUUAAGGAAUUACAAUAUAGAUCUAAGAAGUCUGAUCGUCCAUAGAAUUUGAUUCUUUAAAUUAAAUCAUUACAAAAGAAAGUCAAGACCGAGUAGUAGGUGGAGAGAGAGAAGCAAAAUGUAGGAGAGAUGGAACCAUUGAUACUUAAUAAAGGAGGUAGAAAACCAAUUUUUAAGGAUUUGAAGGUGAGACCUACUUUUGGAUCUGGAAAGGCAGCAGGUAUUCUUGAAGUUCAUACCAAUGGAUUCCGUUAUAUCCAUUCUAAUAAGGAACAAUUGGAUAUUGUAUUCAAAAACAUUAAGCAUUACAUAUAUUAAAGUCCAGAAUAGGAUAUUAUAGCUGCUUUGCAUUUUCAUUUGCAUUCUCCAAUCGUAUUGGGCAAACGUAAGACACAUGAUGUUCAAUUCUAUUGUGAAGUUGGUGGUGCAGUAGAACAUUUGGAAGGUAGAAAGAAGACUAAUAGAAAUGAUGAGGAUGAAAUUGAGGAGGAGGAAAGAUUGAGGAUGCACAGAAGAAAGAUGGCAAAGGAAUUUGAAGUUUUCAUUAAGACUAUUGAGGAGUUGGGAGCAGAUUAUAAGAUAUCAUUUGAAAAACCAUUUAGAGAUUUGGGAUUUGAAGGUAAUUGGAACAGAGCCAGAUUAUUCUUAUAACCAACUCGUGAUACUUUGAUGAAUGUUGUUGAGAGUCCAUUCUUUAUUUUAACACUAAAUGAAGUAGAAAUCUGUUGUUUCGAACGUAUCAUUCCAGGCAUCAAAUCCUUUGAUCUUGUGUUUGUAUUCAAGAACUACGAUAAACAAGUACUCAGAAUCGAGAGUAUAGAUAUCAAAGAUCUGGAAGGAGUCAAGAAUUGGUUAGAUAGAAUGAACCUUCUCUUUUUCGAAGUGGGUUAAAACUUGGUUUGGAAGAAUGUCCUUGGAUAAAUCUAGAAGGACAUUCCAGGAUUUGUUUAAGAUGGAGGAUGGACCAAUAUUCUGGCAGAGAGUGAGGAAGAAGGCGAUGAAGAGGAUGAUCCAGAGGCUGGUGAUAGUGAAUUCUCACCUGGGGAAUCUGGUGAUGAUGGGGAUGAUGAUUCUGAUUUCACAGAAGAUGACGAGGAUGGAGAUGAUGAUGGUGAUGAUGAUGAUGACGAUGAGGAUCUAUCUGAUGUUCUGGAUCUCAAUAAAAUUAGUGAUCAGGAUGAGGAUGAUGAAGACGAGGAUUCAGAUUCUGAUAAAAAUAGAAGGAAAGCCAAUUCUAGACCUUAACAAAAGCCAUAGCAUAAACCUUAGAAUAAACCAUAAGGGAAGCCAUAGCAAUCUGUGCAACCUCAUCGUUCCAAUUAACCUCAAAAGCGUUAGCCACCCUGAGAAAUGAGUAUCAUUAAAUUUUAUUGAUUUUAUUUAAUACUAAGUGUAAUACUUUUAAAAAUUUCAAUGGGUUGUAUA
Paramecium tetraurelia is the source of this 3150-nucleotide messenger RNA. RefSeq lists its product as uncharacterized. The transcript is spliced from 6 exons. Gene Ontology annotation, molecular function: nucleosome binding. Gene Ontology annotation, biological process: positive regulation of transcription elongation by RNA polymerase II; transcription elongation by RNA polymerase II. NCBI's taxonomy places the organism in Eukaryota, Ciliophora, Oligohymenophorea, Peniculida, Parameciidae. The record is from RefSeq and is a predicted model, not a curated record. Gene Ontology annotation, cellular component: FACT complex.